Arabidopsis lyrata subsp. lyrata is the source of this 1449-nucleotide messenger RNA. Its product is annotated as F-box protein At5g03970. The record is from RefSeq and is a predicted model, not a curated record. Gene Ontology annotation, molecular function: protein binding. Lineage: Eukaryota; Viridiplantae; Streptophyta; Magnoliopsida; Brassicales; Brassicaceae.
AACGUUUGCAUCAUCCUUGUCUGUGGUUUCAGCGUUCGUCGUCAUCAAGGUUAAAAACCAGUUUGGGGAUGACUUCUGCUUUGAGUGCUCAUGAGGUUCUUAACAGUAAUGAUACUAUGUGUGAGAUUCUUCUCCUGCUUCCACCAGAAACAAUCUACAAGCUGAUUUUGGUAUCCAAGAGGUGGCUUCAGAUUAUAGCCAGCCCUUACUUCCGUCAUACUUACUUAGCCAAGUGGAACCCUAGCUUUGAACUCAUUGGCUUCCUCGUCUGUAGCUCAACGUACCUUGGAAGACGCGUAGAUGGAGCCCGUCGCCCUCGUGCUGAGCCAUCGCUUCCUUUACUCUCAACCAGCAGUAUUGGUGAUGAAAUUGAAUCCUCUGGCAUUCUGAAAAAGCUUGGAUACUACAUCGACUCUUCAGACGGUCUUUUACUUUGUGGCCGCCAUCCAAAAGCUUACUACUUGUGGGAUCCAAGUACACAGAAGCAGCAGCAACUUCCACGUCCCAGAGUUCAUUUCGAAGAACUUUGUAUGUCUUUGAUUACUGAGGAUUGUCCUGAUAAAGGGUUUAGCUACAAGGUGAUCCGGGCAGAGUGUGUAGGCUUUAUUGCUCAAAGUACAAAGUUGAAGGUAGAGACUUUUUCCUCGAAAACUUCUACGUGGAGCUACUCAGAGCUUAGUUGUCCUGAGCCUAUAUCUCUCAGUCCGUGGACUCUUGGUAGAGUGAUCAAAGGUGUUGUUUACUGGCAUGCCAGAGGCGGUAAAGUUGCCAUCUAUGACUCAAACAGUGAGGAGAAACGGGUCGAUUUGAUAAAGCUUCCGAAAACAUAUGACUAUGAUGAACAGGUUCUGGGCGAAACCACUGAUGUGUUACAAUACGGAUGGAGCAAUAAGUCGGUAAUGGAGGUAUGGAAGCUUGAAAAGGUAAACGAUGUGCUUCAGUGGAACAUUCUGUUUAAGCUGAAUUUCAAGGCGAUGUGGAAAAUGAACACAGUGGAAGCUACAAGAUUCAGCGUUCGGACUAAAGAAACGCAGCUGCUUGCGUUCCUCAAUCAGAAGUCGGACUCGGUUUUCAUCAGAUGUGAAGCCCACAUCUUCAUCUAUGACACAGAGACUAAAAGGGUCGAAGUAGUUCAGUACCAAGGACGAAAAUCGGCAUUCAUUUGGGAUUACUGCAAAGUCGUGCCUUACUUUCGACGUACCUGGCCUUCUUCUCCUCUGUUUGAUAACAAUGUCAUGAUGAUCGACACUCCUCAAUGCAACGCCUCUUCUGCAGGAAGUGACUAAGUAGUUUAUGCUAUUAAUCAGUUUUUGUGUAGUCCAUUGAACUAUCGUUUAUGUUUUGCGGCUAAAGUUUUUGGUUUGACCAUCGAUGAACCUCUCAUGGAUUUGAUGUAUAUCUCAUGGUUGUCGUUAAAGGUCAUUGAACUCUACCGUUUGCGUUUUCCUU